Volvox carteri f. nagariensis is the source of this 2937-nucleotide messenger RNA. RefSeq lists its product as uncharacterized. The record is from RefSeq and is a predicted model, not a curated record. Bases 1 to 2937 code for a protein of 978 amino acids. Gene Ontology annotation, biological process: lipid oxidation. The transcript is spliced from 20 exons. Gene Ontology annotation, molecular function: metal ion binding; oxidoreductase activity, acting on single donors with incorporation of molecular oxygen, incorporation of two atoms of oxygen. Lineage: Eukaryota; Viridiplantae; Chlorophyta; Chlorophyceae; Chlamydomonadales; Volvocaceae.
AUGCCUGUUGUCGACACCAAGGGCGAUAGUGAUCUUACGCCGCUAUCCUCCGCUGCUGCUGUGGCAUGGAAGUGCUGCAUUCACUCAACAGCACCACUCCUCGGGGACUCCGGCGCACGACUAAGCAUUGUCGUUAUUGACACUCAUAGCGAGCUAAGGAGUACUAUCUUUGAGGUCGACUCGUGGCGCCCACCGAAGGAGAUCACCCGCAGCGAUGGCACCAUCGGCUGGGAACGCGAGGGCGCGAUUUUCCUGCCAGCCGAAAUUAAGUCCCCAGGAGCAGUGCUGGUUCGCAAGCAGGAUAACCAACACGGCGAGCUUUCGCAGGAUUACAUUGCCUCCAUAGACCUCACCUGCGCCACCUCCGUCCAUACCAUCACCGCCAACAGCUGGGUUUCCUCAGAUCACGGUUGGCGUGUGUUUUUCUCGGGAGUUGCCUACCUGCCCAAGGACACGCCCCCGACCCUGGCAGAUGAGCGCCGGGACGAGCUGCGGGCUCUGCAGGGUACCCCUGAGACUCGUCUGGAGAAACGGAAGGACACGGACCGAAUUUACUGGUACCAGGUGUACAGCGAUCUCAGCUCCGGCAAGACUGGCGCCCUUGUUCGUCCCAACCUGGGAGAUUCCAAGGCCCUGCCAUACCCUCGCCGUCUCGCCACCAACCGCGGUGAUGAGCGGGAUGGAAGGGAGAAGGCACCCCAGCAAGGCAAAGACCUGUGGCUGCCGCUGGAUGAUCAGUUCAGUUUUGACAAGUCCUCUGACUUCAAUGGAGCAGCCCUCCAGGGGUCCCUGGCAGCCGCUAUUGCAACAAUUGCAGAGGCUGCCAACGCAAGCAGUCGCUCCCCCGUCACCCUACUGCCCACGCUGGUCAUCGGAGCCGCCAGGCAGGUCCUGGGCAAGAUACUGCCCGGAGUGGAGAGCCCCCUGGACAACUUCGAGGACUUCAAGGAUGUCAUUGCGAUGUACAAAAAGUCUAGCGGCUCCUUCAAGAGCCUCCUCCCCACGGACCUCUAUCCCCAGGGCGCAAACGGCGGUGCUGCUGCUGACAUGGACGGGAAGCCAUCAAAGGUGUCACCGUUCAAGUCAGCUGACGGCGGUUGGGAAUUCCAGCUGAACAAGGAGGCGGCGGCCAAGGUGGACAGCUACACGGCCGAGAUGAGGGUGGGCCCUGUGUACGGAUCUGCUACCGGCACCCCAGCUGCUCGCAGCUUCUUCGCAAAGGAUUCCAAGCCCGGAGCGAGCAAGACGGACGAGCGGCUCGGAUCAAAGCUAUGGAACUUGGUGACUGGCAAUACACCCACCAUCAACAACCUCCUGUAUUUUAACCCUCCCCGCGUGCUGGAUGGUCGCCCGGACGCCUGGCACUGCGACCUGGAGUUUGGUCGCCAGGCCGUGGCAGGUUACAACCCGUGUGUCAUCACCGCCCUCACAAAACUGCCAGAGAGCUUUGGAAGCGCAAUUCGGGGGGAGCACAUCAAUGGUAUGACUGACCUGCAGGGGGCCACCCUGGAGCAGUUGGUUUCGGAGGCGGCGGCGGGCGGCAAGCCCCGGUUGUACUCAAUUGACUAUUGGGAUCUGUCGGCUUUCUGGGAGGCAGCGGCCAACGAGCAAAUCAAGGAUGUGGUCCAGCACGCGGGCCGUGCCAUCCUCUACCUGCGGAAGGAUGAGCAGGGCAAUGAUGCGGGCCUUAUCCCCGUGGCCAUCGAGCUAGCCCAUUCCAAGACCCACGCGAAGAACCCUGGUCUGGCCCGCACUGCCGGCCAGGUUUACUCUCGCUCCCAGCUCUCCGCUGACACCGCCACUCUAGCUGUGUGGCGACUCGCUAAGAUGAUCUUCAAGUCGCUGGACUCGUCGUUCCACCAACUGAUCAGCCACUGGAAUCGCACCCACUGCGUGCUGGAGCCGUUCUUCAUCGCCCUUCGGCGACAUGUUAGCGUCAUGCAUCCGGUAUACAAGCUGAUGCUGCCGCACUUCCGCUACACCUUGAACAUCAAUCGUAACGCUCGCUCGGGCCUAAUCAACGCGGGCGGAAUCAUAGAGAAGUCCUUUUCUGCGGGGCCUUAUGCCAUGCGCCUAGCAUCCGUUGUGUACGGCAAGUACUGGAACUUCGCCACGGAGGCUCUUCCGGAGGACCUCAAGACCCGGGGUAUGGUGGAUCCCACUGGCAAGCCCUGGCUCGAUUAUCCGUACGCCACUGACGGCUUGGAUCUGUGGAACGCACUGACGUCGUACUUCGACACGUACCUGAAGCUGUACUACAAGAGUGAUGAGGAUGUGAAGGGGGAUACGGAACUGCAGGCUUGGUGGCAUGAGGUCAAGACCGAAGGCCACCCCGAUCUCAUCCGCUUUGGACUCCGCCCCGGGGCCGAAACCCAGCUCUGGGGUUUUGAGGGUCCUAUCCCUUCCGUACAGCAGCUUGUACGGGUGCUCGUCACCAUUGCCUGGCUGGCGUCAGGCCAUCACGCUGCGGUCAACUUUGGGCAGUACGACUACACGAGCUUCGUCCUCAACGCUUCUUCGUUGGUACGGCGGCCCAUGCCGGCGCCGGGGGAUGAGGGCUGGGAGGAGCUGACACGCGCCCGCGUCGGUCCCACCCAGGAGGGUAUUCUUAUGAUGUACCUCGCUGACCCGCUCACCGCCAUCACGGUCGCCGCCACUGUCAAGUUGUUGUCAAGUCACGCCAGGGAUGAGCACACUCUGGAUGAGGUCAACGAACAGCUUGUGGAUCCCGCUGCCCGCGAGGCAAACCGGGCUUUCAUCGGCGCCAUGAAGCGCCUGGAGGAAACCAUUGAAAUGAGGAAUGCGGACGUGGCUAACUGGGCCCGAUUUGGCCUGGCGACAGAUGACACAGCCGGCCCGCUGCCGUACACGCUACUUGUGCCGGGCUCGCAGGCGGGCGUUACGAUGCGCGGCGUGCCGUACUCGGUUUCCAUCUAA